Molecule: messenger RNA, 5308 nt
Organism: Notechis scutatus (mainland tiger snake)
Lineage: Eukaryota; Metazoa; Chordata; Lepidosauria; Squamata; Elapidae
Gene: PCSK5
Product: proprotein convertase subtilisin/kexin type 5
Biological process (GO): peptide hormone processing
Cellular component (GO): trans-Golgi network; Golgi membrane
Molecular function (GO): serine-type endopeptidase activity
Source: RefSeq, a predicted model, not a curated record
GGGAAGCGCUAGGACCAAGCGGGCUCGAAGAGACCGCUGGAAUCUCUUCUGUGCAGAGUGGUUGCUGCUGCUGCUGCCGCCGCCGCCGCUGCCGCUGCCAUUUCUUCUCGCGUUCCCCGCUUGGAGAGGAGAAAGGAGGGGAGAGGGAGGUUACUGACGCUGACUGGACUCAAGCGCUGGAUUGCCAAGGACUCCCACUGCCUGCUGCUUCUGCUUUUGCUGCUGCUGCUGCUGCUGUUCCUGCUCUGGACAAGUGUGGAAAGCAGAGCGAGGAGGGGCGGGGGGAGGAGGAGGAGGAGGAGAAAGGCAGAGGGGGAACUCAAGCUUGAAGGAGAGAAGGAAGCCCCGAGAAAGAAGGAAAGGAGCCGCUCUUCUUCCAGAGUCUCCAUGGCGCAAGGAAAGAGGCUGAAGCCGAGGAAAGUGUGAGGCUCGGGGAGGAGGGAGACCGGUUCGUAACUUUCCGACGCCUCGAAGACGUUUGAGAAGCCGGGAGGAAAAAAAAAACCCCGCUUUCUUCCAUGCCCCGGUCACUUCAGCGCUUCGGAAGAUUCAAGGCGCUAAUUCCGGACUCUUUCUGGCUUUCCUUUCCGAGGUAACUUUUGGGAAGUCUUGUAGCCGCCGCCGUUGGUAGAAGUGCCGGGAGAAGAGCGUGGAGAGGGUGGGGUGGGGGUGGGAAGCCUUGGAGGAAGUCCUGAAGGAGAAGAAAAGAGGGAGAAAGUUUCGGCUGAAAACCCGGCGGCGAUUUUUUCUCUCCCCACCCCGGUCCUCAGCGGCUUGUUUUUGAGGAGGCCGGGGGGCGCAAAUAAAGCGCCGAGAAGAUGACCUGGAAGGGCAGCUGCUGCUGCGGAGGUGUCCGAAGCGGAGGAGAUUUUCUAUGCCUGCUCCUUCUCUUGAUGGGUUUCCUCUUGCCCGCCUGCAGGACUCGCUUGUACACCAACCACUGGGCUGUGAGGAUAAGUGGCGGGCUCCAAGAAGCCAACCGGAUAGCGAGCAAGUACGGCUACAUCAAUAUAGGACAGAUUGGAGCACUGAAGGAUUAUUACCAUUUUUACCAUAGUAAAACAAUUAAAAGGUCAGUUCUCUCAAGUAGAGGUACUCACAACUUCAUUUCCAUGGAGCCAAAGGUAGAAUGGAUAGAACAGCAAAUUGUAAAAAUAAGAAGAAAGAGAGAUUACAAACCUGUUAGCAUGCAGACCAUGUUUUUUAAUGAUCCUAAAUGGCAAAGUAUGUGGUACAUGCAUUGCAGUGAUAAUACACAUCUUUGUCAGUCAGAUAUGAAUAUUGUUGGUGCCUGGAAGAGAGGCUACACUGGAAAGAAUAUUGUGAUCACCAUUUUGGAUGAUGGCAUUGAAAGAAACCAUCCAGACUUGACGCAGAAUUAUGACCCAGAUGCCAGUUUUGAUGUCAAUGGUAAUGAUAUUGAUCCCAUGCCUCGGUAUGAUGCCAGCAAUGAAAACAAACAUGGAACCCGUUGUGCUGGAGAAGUAGCAGCUACAGCAAAUAACUCACAUUGCAUAGUAGGAAUUGCAUAUAAUGCCAGAAUUGGAGGAGUGCGGAUGUUAGAUGGUGAUGUUACAGACAUGGUAGAAGCAAAAUCAUUGAGCCUCAAUCCACAGCAUAUACAUAUCUACAGCGCUAGCUGGGGUCCUGAUGAUGAUGGAAAAACAGUUGAUGGACCAGCUUCUUUAACACGCCAGGCCUUUGAGAAUGGGGUCAGAACGGGCAGAAACAACUUGGGCUCCAUUUAUGUGUGGGCAUCUGGAAAUGGUGGAAGAAGUAAGGAUCAUUGCUCGUGUGAUGGCUACACCAAUAGCAUCUAUACCAUCUCCAUUAGUAGCACAGCUGAAAGUGGAAGAAAACCUUGGUAUCUAGAAGAAUGUGCAUCAACAUUAGCUACAACCUACAGCAGCGGAGAAUCCUAUGACAGGAAAAUAAUCACUACAGACCUCAGACAGCGUUGUACAGACAGUCAUACGGGGACAUCAGCUUCUGCACCUAUGGCUGCAGGAAUCAUUGCACUGGCCCUGGAAGCCAAUCGUUUACUAACAUGGAGGGAUAUUCAACAUAUUAUUGUAAGAACUUCACAGGCUAGACAUCUAAUUGCCAAUGACUGGAAAACCAAUGCAGCUGGUUACAAGGUCAGCCAUUUAUAUGGAUAUGGAUUGAUGGAUGCUGAAGCCAUGGUGGUAGAAGCAGAAAAGUGGACAACUGUCCCUCCACAGCAUGUCUGCAUUGAAAACACAGAUCGACAAAUCAAAACAAUACGACCAGAUAAUAUUCGUAAUGGACCAGAUAAUGGCGUUCGUUCAAUAUACAAAGCCACAGGAUGUGCAGACAAUGCCAAUCACCAUGUAAUAUAUCUGGAACAUGUGGUGGUACGAAUCACUAUUACACAUCCUCGGAGAGGUGAUCUGGCAAUUUAUUUAACCUCUCCUUCUGGAACAAGAUCUCAGCUAUUGUCCAACAGAUUAUUUGACCAUUCUAUGGAAGGUUUUAAAAACUGGGAGUUCAUGACAACUCACUGCUGGGGUGAAAAAGCAGCAGGUGAUUGGAUUUUAGAAAUCUAUGAUACUCCAUCUCAACUAAGAAAUGUAAAGACUCCAGGUAAAUUGAAAGAAUGGUCCUUAGUACUUUACGGGACAUCCAUACAGCCUUACUCCCCAAGAAAUGAUUUUUUAAAAGGCGAACGAGUACGCAUGAGUCCAAUUGAAGACCCUACGGAAGAUUAUGGACUAGAUGACUACUCAGGUCCCUGCAAUGCAGAGUGCAGUAAGGUUGGAUGUGGUGGACCAGGGCCAGACCAUUGCAAUGACUGCCUACACUAUUACUAUAAAUCUAAAAACAAUACACGAAUCUGUGUUCCCAACUGUCCACCUGGUCACUAUAGCGCAGACAAGAAACGUUGUAAAAAGUGUUCACCCAACUGUGAAACAUGUUUUGGAAGUCACAGUGAUCAAUGUAGUACCUGUAAACCUGGUUACUUUAUCAAUGAAGAAUCUAGAAGUUGUAUUACCUCCUGCCCAGACGGCUUUUACCUGGAUAACAAUAAGAUUGUCUGCCGUAAAUGCAGUGAAAAUUGUAGGUCAUGCACUGAAUUUCAUACAUGCACAGAAUGCAGAUAUGGUCUAAGUUUACAAGGAACAAGAUGUGUUAUACGCUGUGAAGCAGGGAAAUAUUAUAAUGGCAGAGACUGUGAGCCAUGCCAUCGUUCCUGUGCUUCUUGUGAAGGCCCAGGAGCAGAUGCUUGCAUCAAUUGUACAGAAGAGUAUUUUAUGGAGAAUGGAAAAUGUGUGGCAACUUGUCACAAUGGCUACUAUUUGGAUCACUCAUUAGAAAAUGGAUAUAAAACUUGCAAAAGAUGUGAUGUCAGCUGCUUUGGGUGUAGUGGUCCAGGAGAAAGAAACUGUACAAGUUGUCCAAGUGGCUACAUCUUAGAUACAGGUCUUUGUGUAGUUGGUCUUGUCUGUAAAGAUGCAACGGAAGAGUCUUGGGCAGAAGGCGGCUUCUGUAUGCUAGUGAAAAAGAAUAAUCUUUGCCAGCGGAAAGUACUUCAGCAACUUUGCUGCAGAACAUGUACACUGAAAGGUUGAUUUGGCUUCUCUCCAGGCAUUCUUGUUCCGGUAGACUUAUAGAUUAAUCCAUAUUAUUAAAAAUGGGGAAACCCUCCCAAACCACUUUUUUUUCCUCCUCUUUCUCCCCUUUGGGGAGGCAGUGAACUGUAUAUUGGAACUUAAAAUAUAAAACUACAACGAGCCUACCUUUCAUUACUGGGUGUUCAGAACAAAACAUCUGGGAUCACAGUGUCAGUAGGUUGUGACCAAAGCAUUUUAUGCCAAAUUAAAGUCAUUCGACUUCCUGUCAAUUUAAGGACAUGCCUGGAUUUUAUUUUAUUUUUUGACAAAAAUCUGCUUUCCUUUUUUUUUGCUUGUUUCCCUUGAAGAUGUGUAGAGUGCGCCAACAGUACAGCACAAGUUUACAAUGGAUUAAAACAAAACAAAAAACAUACUUGCAUUAGUCUUUUCUUUUUUGUCCUCAUGUAAUAAGAAUGAGAAGAACUCUGAAAAGAAAUAGCAUUUUUUUGUUGGAAGCUCAUGCUCUGCGUGCAUUACAGUGGUGUUGUAUUUUUUUUUUUAGUGCUCUUGUAUGUUGGGUAGCAUUUGCUUGUAUUCAUUUUAUCACAUUGCUAAAUUCUCCAACAGCUUUUCAAAUUCUGGCCAGAUCAACCAGUAUGUUUUUAAAGAUAGGUUUUGAAGUGUUAGGGCAUCAUUCUGGUAUGAAUAAACUCUGAAAGAUGCAAGUACCUUCCCCCCCCCCUUUUUUUUUCUUUUAAAUGUAGCUUUUAUACUUGAAACUGGAAUCCACCAAUAUCCAUCAGAUAGAGUGUGCACUUUUAAAACUUUGAUACCAAUAUAUUUCUUUGGAUAUGGGCCAUGACUUCAGGCAAGUUAAACAUAAAAAUUAAAGGAAAUAAUUUUAAUAAAUAAUAUCUAAUUUAAGCGAACCAAAUAAUCUUAUCAGGAGUCAAAAAGCAGUAAGUAACAAUCAAAUAUAAGUUCAUUAAUAUACAUAGAGGAAUAUGAAUAGACCAAAUUAAUUUCAAUCUUAAGACUAUCUUCAACAAAAAUACAUAUACCACACAUCAGUUUCUAAAAAAGAUCUUUCCAAAAAUCUGUUGAUAUUUCUUUUUACAUAUUUACUUUUAUGUACCUUUAUGUUUAUCACUUAUUUUCCUUUAGCUAACAUUAGAUCCUUUUACUGAUACUUUCUGAAACUCGAAUUUUUCCUACCAAAUAUUUCAUGCAUUUAUUAAAGUGUGAUGCAUACAUGGAUAUGCCACAUAUUCCACCAAAUAGUAUAAUGUUUAGUUUUUGCAGUAAAAUAAGGUCUUGCGGGGUUCUUUUUGCAUAAAAAUGAAUAAAAUGAGCACAAUCACAUAUCAAUGUGUGGAUUUCAGUAUCUCUUCAGCAAGUAAAUAUGCAUUGGCUCAUGUAUGGGUUAUUUUAUAUGUAAUAUGCUCAAUACAUUCAUGAUAUAUUGCUUUUGGAACAAAGAGUAAAUUCUCUGGAUUUCAGCAAUUGUGAAAAGCGAAUAGAUAUGAAAUUCAGAAUGCAAUGGUACUACUAUAAACAUUUGUGUGGUCUAUAACUAUAACUGGAAUUAAUAUACUAAACCUAAUUUUGCUCUUAAUGUGCAUGCAUUAUCAGUAUUCCAUCAAGAGUGAAAUAAUUUGUUAUUAUUGUGCAAUAAUAGAAAAUUUAAAGUACUAAGUGUAAAGCUUUACUGCUACCAUAUAAUAUGUAGAGAAAAU